Penicillium alfredii is the source of this 864-nucleotide messenger RNA. Its product is annotated as nicotinate-nicotinamide nucleotide adenylyltransferase. The record is from RefSeq and is a predicted model, not a curated record. Bases 1 to 864 code for a protein of 287 amino acids. Gene Ontology annotation, cellular component: cytoplasm; nucleus. Lineage: Eukaryota; Fungi; Ascomycota; Eurotiomycetes; Eurotiales; Aspergillaceae. The transcript has a single exon. Gene Ontology annotation, molecular function: ATP hydrolysis activity; nicotinamide-nucleotide adenylyltransferase activity.
AUGUCCUUCCACGCUCUUCGAGCCCAAUAUGCCUCGCUUCUGAAGCAGUUUAUUGCAUCCACAAAAGAAUUCGAGGUCCUCACCAGCAUCCCCACCGAUCCCUCCCCGCCUGCAGAGACACUCUAUGUCCUAGACUCGUCCUUUAACCCGCCGACUCUCGCUCAUCUCCGCAUUGCGAGCUCCGCUCUCCAGGAACGGCUGCAGCCAACCUCGCGCCUGCUUUUGCUUCUGGCUACACAGAAUGCUGAUAAGCCAUCCAAGCCCGCCUCGUUCGAGGAUCGGCUCAUCAUGAUGGAGCUGUUCGCACACGAUUUGCGCUCACACUUGGCCACGACAGCAACCUCUACAUCAUCGGGACAUGCACACCCCACUACACAUCUUCCCUCGAUUGACAUAGGCGUAACGAAAAAGCCGUAUUUCGUCGACAAAGCUGCGGCGAUCGAGGCAGCUGGGACCUAUCCCACCCCACUCGAGCAGGUCCAUCUAACGGGCUACGAUACCCUGAUCCGCAUUCUCAAUCCCAAGUACUACCCGCCCGAGUAUAAUCUGCAGCCUCUCAAUGUGCUCUUCUCGCGACAUCGACUGCGCGUCAGAAUGCGGCCGGAUGACGAGUGGGGCAGCCCGGAAGACCAGCAGGAGUUUGUGGCUGCUCUGGCGCGCGGUGACCGCGAGAACGAGGGUGGUCGGCGGGAGUGGGCUGAACGCAUCCACCUCGUCCCCGGCAAGACACCCGGGGAACCGCCUGUGAGCUCCACCAAAGCACGGGAGGCGGUGCAGGCGACGUCCCAGGACCUCGACUGGCUGGUCCCAGAUCGUGUCCGGGACUUUAUGCGCUCAGAGCAACCGUAUUCCAGGGACCGCUGA